This is a messenger RNA of Phaethon lepturus (White-tailed tropicbird), 330 nucleotides long. Its product is annotated as zinc finger CCHC domain-containing protein 9-like. NCBI's taxonomy places the organism in Eukaryota, Metazoa, Chordata, Aves, Phaethontiformes, Phaethontidae. The transcript is spliced from 3 exons. The annotation marks the transcript as partial. The record is from RefSeq and is a predicted model, not a curated record. Gene Ontology annotation, molecular function: nucleic acid binding; zinc ion binding.
GUAUGUUUCCACUGUAGAGAACCUGGCCAUGGUGUUGCUGAUUGUCCUGCAGUACUUGAAAGCCAAGAAAUGGGUACAGGAAUCUGCUACCGGUGUGGAUCCACAGAACAUGACAUCAGCAAAUGCAAAGCAAAAAUAGAUCCAGCAGUUGGGGCAUUUCCAUAUGCAAAAUGUUUCAUCUGUGGUGAGAUGGGGCAUCUAUCAAGGUCAUGUCCAGAUAAUCCCAAGGGAUUGUAUGCUGAAGGUGGUGGCUGCAAACUUUGUGGCUCUGUGGAGCACUUCAGAAGAGACUGUCCGGAAAAACAGAAUGCAGGUGAGAUGCGGGGGAGU